UCUCCAUCAACACGCAUAUAAAAUUUCCCUCGCUCUCACCUCUCACUGUGAUUGGGAUGGUGGGCACCGGAUUUACGCCCAUUUGCCUCAAUCUUCGGCGUCAGAGGAAAAUCCAUGAAAUUCUAAACUUGUUAUUUAUUUAUUUUUUAAAGAGUGAACUCCGAAACAAAGAGUAAAUAGAAACUCGGUUGCUUAACAUUAUUUACGAACCCAAAACUACAGAGAAGUCUGUGAGUCUAACACAGAGAGAGAGGGGGAGAGAGAGAGAGAGAGAGAGUGGACUGUGGGAGAAAGGGGCAGGGACAGAGAGAGAGAGAGAGAGAGAGAGAGAGAGAUUAGAGAGAGAAAGCGAAAAAAAGCUGAGCUAUGAAAGGGACCGAGGGGCCGAACUGAAGAACUAGCCUUGUUUUUCUCAAGUCAAACAAACUCCAAGGAAGCGAAACCGGAAGAGCUUGCGAUCAGCGAGUGCACGGCGAUUAUCGGAUGGUCUUUCCGAUCGUCGGCGACAAGACAUGCUCGUCGGCGGCGUCUUCGGAGCUGGAGUUAGCGCCGGCGGCGGUGGUGAAGGGAGGAGGAAGAGGUGGUUGUGGAGAGAGUAGUAGAAGUAGUAGUAGCUCGGGUAAGUCGGUGGCGGUAGGUGGAGGAUGAAGAAAGGGAAGGGAAGGAAUAACGGCCUUUUGCCGAAUUCGUUCAGGAUCAUAUCGUCUUGCCUCAAAACGGUGUCGUCGAAUGCCGGCUCGGUCGCUUCCACUGUCCGCUCAGCCGGUGCCUCGGUCGCCGCCACGAUUUCCGCCGCUUCUUCCGAGGAUCAGAAGGACCAGGUUACCUGGGCUGGCUUUGACAGGCUAGAGCUUGGUCCAUCUAUCUUCAAACGUGUCCUGUUACUCGGUUACCAGAAUGGUUUCCAAGUUUUUGAUGUGGAGGAUGCUUCUAACUAUAGCGAACUGGUUUCGAAGCGUGAUGGUCCAGUAUCAUUCUUACAGAUGCAGCCCUAUCCUGCAAGUUCUAAUGGCCAGGAAGGAUACAGAACUUCCCAUCCACUUCUGCUGGUUGUUGCUGGGGAUUACACCAACUGUUCGACCAUAAUUCAAAAUGGUACCCAGUCGGUUGGGGUAUGCAAAAAUGGCGGUGCGGAAUCCAUGUCAGGAAAUUGUGCCAACUCGUCUACAAACGUUCAGUUUUAUUCCCUUAGGUCCCAUUGUUAUGUGCAUGUUCUCAGAUUCCGGUCAGCUGUGUGUAUGGUUAGAUGCAGUCCUCAGAUAGUGGCUGUCGGUCUUGCCACUCAAAUUUAUUGCUUUGAUGCCCUCACUCUUGAGAACAAGUUCAGUGUUCUCACUUAUCCUGUACCUCAGCUGGCGGGACAAGGAUCAAUUGGUGUUAAUGUUGGUUAUGGUCCAAUGGCUGUGGGUCCAAGGUGGCUGGCAUAUGCGUCCAAUAGCCCACUGGUGUCAAACAAUGGCCGAGUAAGCCCACAAAGUCUAUCUUCUUCACCAGGAGUUAGUCCAUCUACAUCACCAAGUGGUGGUAAUUUGAUGGCUCGUUAUGCAAUGGAGUCUAGCAAACACUUGGCUGCUGGAAUAAUCAACCUGGGAGAUUUGGGAUACAAAACUUUGUCCAAAUACUGCCAAGAGCUGCUUCCUGAUGGGUCUAAUUCUCCCGUUUCAUCAAGUUCUGGCUGGAAGGUUGGCAGGCUUGCGGGAACAGAAAUGGAUAAUGCUGGAACGGUUGUUGUCAAAGAUUUUGUUUCUAGAUCAAUUAUCUCACAGUUUAAAGCUCAUACUAGUCCAAUAUCUGCACUGUGUUUUGAUCCAAGUGGGACCCUUCUGGUUACAGCCUCUAUAUAUGGGAACAAUAUAAAUAUUUUUCGGAUAAUGCCUUCAUUUACCCGCAGUGGUUCCGAUGUUCAAAACUUCAACUGGAGUUCUUCUCAUGUGCAUCUAUACAAACUGCAUCGAGGGAUAACUUCAGCUAUGAUACAAGAUAUUUGUUUUAGUCAUUACAGUCAGUGGAUUGCAAUUGUCUCAUCCAAGGGGACCUGCCACAUUUUUGUUUUAUCCCCAUUUGGUGGCGAUGCUGGAUUUCAACUUCUUAAUUCUCAGGGUGAAGAGCCAUCUCUAUACCCUGUUUUGUCUCUGCCAUGGUGGUCUACGUCAUCAUACAUCAUUACUCCACAAUCUUUUCCUCCCCCUGAGCCCACUGUGCUUUCUGUUGUGAGCAGGAUAAAAUAUAGUAGUUUUGGAUGGCUUAGUACAGUCAACAACACUGCUGCUUCUCCAACAGGAAAGGUUUUUGUGCCAUCUGGUGCGGUCGCUGCUGUCUUUCAUAAUUCUCUAUCUAACAGUCUUCAGCAUGGUAACUCAAGGGCUGAUUCGUUGGAGUAUCUUUUAGUUUAUACUCCAUCUGGUCAUGUAGUUCAACAUGAACUUCGGCCAUCAAUUGGUGUAGAACCAAGUAAAGCUGGUUCAGGUGUCCAAUCAGCUUCACUUGUGUCCAUGCAGGAGGAUGAACUGAGAGUGAAAGUUGAACCUAUUCAAUGGUGGGAUGUAUGUAGACGAUCAGAUUGGCCAGAGAGAGAGGACUGUCCUUUAGGUACCAACUUUGAUAGACAAGAUGUGACCGAAACGAUUCAAAAUAAACCAGCCUCCAAGAAUUUGUAUGGACUAGAGUUGUUAGACAUAAAUGCUGAUGAUGGGGAGAAAAAGAUAGUAGAAAAUUACAACGGAAAGCCUUAUGAGAGGUCCCACUGGUACCUAUCAAAUGCUGAGGUGCAAAUAAGUGCUUUGAGGUUACCUAUAUGGCAGAAAUCAAAGAUUUGCUUUGAUAUGAUGGGUUGUCCAAGAGUUGAUAAUCUUGAUAGUGGAGAGUUCGAAAUUGAAAAGUUACCUGUUCAUGAAAUUGAAAUGAGGCAAAAGGAAUUGUUGCCUGUUUUUGACCAUUUUCAUAGCAUCAAAUCAAGCUGGAAUGACAGAGUCCCUCUUGGGGUACGAUAUCCCAGUUCGACUUUUCCAGGACCACAUUAUACAGAUGAGAAGAUUACUGAAGAGACUGUUAUUUGUCAUUCAAAGCCCGCAUCACUUAGUUCCACAGAAAGCUCAGAUGGUGGUUCUUCAAGAAGAAUCGAGAAUUUUCUUGAUUUUGACCAAAUAAAUUGCGAGAGGUUGUAUUCAGCCACUUAUCAUACCCCAAAUCACCAGGAAAGAAAAGAGAGAGCUUUUGAACCAUCCACGCCAAAUGAUGAAUCCUUGAGCAUUCUCUGCCCUCCCUCUGCUCAUCGAAAAAACAUUGACUCUCAAGUUGACAAUUGUAUCACUAAUGGUUUACCUUUGUUAGGCAGUAAGUUGCCUCCUCUGGGAAGAGGUUCUGGGGAAGGAGCUGCCUCUUUAAGCACCGGUAGUACUGACGCCCCACUUUUGGUUUCUGACCAACAUGCAUCAAGUAUGAACACUAAUUCCGAGGGGUCUUCUGUUUUGCACCAUCCAGUAGAUCUUGGACAGUUAUUUCGAGAGGGACAUUGUACGACAACGGAUAACAAUGGAUGCCAUGGGUUAACUGAAAUUGUAACUGGUGAAGUUGACAACAGCAGAAGCCAUUGUCAAAAAGAAAAACCUGAGGAUGGGGAAAGUGAUGAAAUGCUUGGAGGCAUAUUUUCCUUCUCUGAAGAAGGUUGAUCUAUUGAAUUAAAGUUGCUUGAUUCAUGCCAUGUAACAUCUUUUGACGUUGGAAGUGCAAUGCACAUUGUAAAUAAAAGUUUAUGUGGGUGCAACUGUUCAAGCUUGUUGAUGUGGUAAGGCAUAUCUAUUUCUCUUGUAAAUUUUUGUAUGGAAAUCUGUAAAUUCCUAGAGGAUGCUAAACUUGGGGGCAGAUUGUGGUGACAACGAGUGUGUAUGCCCUCGGUGGAAGCCGAUUUGGUUUUGCAUUCCCUGUCCUGAAACUUUUUAAUUUUUUCAAGCUUUGUCUGUACAGAUGAUCGAAUGUGAAAACAAGUUCUCUCCAAGUUGUAUAACAA
Morus notabilis is the source of this 4006-nucleotide messenger RNA. RefSeq names its product autophagy-related protein 18g. Gene Ontology annotation, biological process: autophagy; response to starvation. The record is from RefSeq and is a predicted model, not a curated record. Bases 645 to 3668 code for a protein of 1007 amino acids. Gene Ontology annotation, cellular component: cytoplasm. Gene Ontology annotation, molecular function: protein binding. Lineage: Eukaryota; Viridiplantae; Streptophyta; Magnoliopsida; Rosales; Moraceae. The transcript has 9 exons.